Messenger RNA from Carica papaya (papaya), 1781 nucleotides. Its product is annotated as 8-amino-7-oxononanoate synthase-like. Gene Ontology annotation, molecular function: pyridoxal phosphate binding. Gene Ontology annotation, biological process: biotin biosynthetic process. The record is from RefSeq and is a predicted model, not a curated record. NCBI's taxonomy places the organism in Eukaryota, Viridiplantae, Streptophyta, Magnoliopsida, Brassicales, Caricaceae.
GUAGUGGGGGGCUGAAGCUGAAGUUUUCCUCUCUCUCUCUCUCUCUCUCUCUGAAGGUGGGUGAGUUCCUGCAAUUUUGAGAAAGGAGAAAAGAAAGGAAAAUGGAGAAUUUGUGGGACAAAUGGGUAGAAGAAUCGGUGGAGAAGCUGGAGGGUUCAAAACUGCUGUUAUCUCUGAGAACUAUGUAUCUGAAGAAUCUGGAAGAAGAGGAGGAAGUAAGAGGAAGCAGAACAAAUUUGGAAGAAGAAUUUCCAGUCUUCAAUCAAUUGAACCCAUGGGACCGAAACUCUGUAGAGCUGGCUGUUUCAGAGUUUACCUUUAACAAAUGGGUCAAUGGUCUCUCCAGUUGUGGAGAGGAGAUUGUUCACAGGAAUCCAGAGCAGAAAUUCAGGAAGUUGCUUGCAUUCUCUGGAAAUGAUUAUCUGGGGUUGAGCGCCCAUCCCGCAGUUACAAAUGCCGCCGCAAAGGCAGCCCGAGAGCAUGGAAUGGGGCCAAGGGGCUCUCUUUUAGGGUGUGGGUAUACCAACUACCACCGGAUGUUGGAGACAAGCUUGGCGAGGUCCAAGAAAAAGGAGGAUUGUGUUCUUUGUCCAACGGGGUACGCCGCAAAUGAGGCGACGAUGGUAGCAAUCGGCGGAGUGGCCGCUCUGUUAUCGCCGGGUGAAAAGCCUGGCGACGCCGACAAGGUUGCCAUUUUCUCCGAUGCCCUAAAUCACGCAUCCAUUAUUGACGGUAUGCGUCUUGCAGAAAAGCAAGGCAAUGCUGAAGUCUUCGUCUACAGACACUCCGACAUGUCCCAACUCGAUGCCUUGUUAUCGAAUUGUCCCCUCAAGAAAAAGGUUGUAGUCACUGAUAGCUUGUUUAGUAUGGAAGGAGACUUGGCGCCACUGGAUGUGCUUGUUAAGCUUCGAAAGAAGUAUGGCUUCCUUUUAGUCAUGGAUGACGCUCAUGGGAGUUUUGUUUUCGGCGAAAACGGAGGUGGACUAGCUGAGCUAUUUGAUUGCGAAAACGAAGUUGACAUUGUUGUUGGGACUCUAAGUAAGGCAACUGGUUGCCUAGGCGGAUUCGUAGCAUGCAGCAAAAAUUGGAAGAAACUGAUUCAGUCAAAAGGUCGAUCGCUUAUGUUUUCAACUUCUAUGCCACUCCCUCUUGCUGCCGCUGCACAUGCUGCUGUAGUCGUGGCAAAAAAAGAAAAAUGGCGGAGAAAGGCAAUUCUGGAUAAUAUGCGGGAAUUCACUGCUCUCUCGGGAGUUCGCCUCACUAGUCCCAUCGUCUCUCUUGUUGUAGGCACUGAAGAGAAAGCCAUUCGGGCUGGCAAGUAUAUGCUAGAAUCUGGGUUUCAUGUGCUGCCAGUCAGACCGCCUGUAGUGCCUCCAAACUCAUGCAGGCUAAGGGUGACACUCACAGCAGCUCAUACAAAAGAGGAUAUACAGAAUCUGAUAGCUGCGUUGUCAAAAUACAUAAACUUCCAAGAUUUUAUCACAAAUAACUCAAAUAUAUCCUCCAAGCUCUAAAAUUCAGAUUGUCUUUACCUUACAUAUCUUAUCUGCGAUGAAAUAUUUGAAUAAGGAACAUUGAUUAUAGUUAAGUGAACAAGAAGGAUGAAAAGUAUCCAUUCGACCUUCUUGUGCAUGACAUCCCAUUUUCAAUUUGUAUGAAGAUGAACUUGAUUUCAAUAAUCAGUGUCCAAUUAUGUGUAUUUAUAAGAUAGCUCCAGCUAACUAAGACCGAGACCAAGUUACCAUUGGGAAGCCAAUCUCUUGAGUGCCUUUUAUUGUAAA